Molecule: messenger RNA, 1380 nt
Organism: Lathyrus oleraceus (garden pea)
Lineage: Eukaryota; Viridiplantae; Streptophyta; Magnoliopsida; Fabales; Fabaceae
Exons: 4
Coding region: 1-1380 (459 amino acids)
Biological process (GO): proteolysis
Molecular function (GO): aspartic-type endopeptidase activity
Source: RefSeq, a predicted model, not a curated record
AUGUCCUAUGCCAAAUUAUAUUCAUCUCUUAUAGUUAAGAAUCUGGUUCAGCCAAGAAGUCUUCCGCCUAUGCCUGAACCUCUGCCGUGGUGGUAUAAGCCUAAUCAACAUUAUGCCUAUCAUCAAGGGGAACCAGGCCAUGAUAUUGAGAACUCUUAUCCGUUGAAAUAUGAAGUCCAACAUUUGGUAAUAAGUGGAAUGAUGUCCUUUGAGGAUCGUGCGCCGAAUGUUAAAUCCGAUCCAUUACCUGCUUAUUGUAACUCCUCUGUAAAUAUGGUGGACGGUUGUCCCGUCCCAUAUGAAUAUGAUAAAGUUGUGCCUUACAAGUAUGAUGCUACUAUGAUUAAAGAUGGGCAAAAGGUUCCUCUCUCCGCAACUUAUUUAGUAGUAAGGAUUGCUGACAUUUUCACGGUGACCCGAAGUGGUCGAGUGUUCAUUCCAGUAUUCCCGAAGGCUGUUGAGAAUAUUGUAGUUAGAAAGAAGGCCGAGGUGGUUGUUCCUUUGUAUGAUCCUGUUAACACUCCAAUCGGCCAGUCUGGUGAGUCCAGUGGUUUGAAGAAUAAGGAUGAUAAUGAUGAAGUACUUCAUGUGAUAAAGAAGGGUGAGUUUAACGUCGUAGAGCCGCUACUCCAGACGCCUUCCAAGAUUUUUGUUUUAUCUCUAUUGAUGAAUUCUGAAGCACACCGUGAGGCAUUGCAAAAAUUUGAUCAUAUUGUUGCUAACAUUACUGCGUGCAACAAUCUGGCUUUUUGUGAUGAGGAGCUUCCAGAAGAAGGUAAGAAUCAUAAUCUAGCUCUCCAUAUAUCUAUGAACUGUAAGGAGGAUGCCUUGUCCAACAUCUUGGUAGACACUGGUUCAUCUUUGAAUGUUCUACCCAAGUCUACCUUGGCUAGGCUAUCUUAUCAAGAAGCACUCAUGAGAUACAAUGGUGUGAUUGUAAAGGCGUUUGGCGGUUCUCACAAAACCGUCAUUGGAGAAGUUGACCUCCCAAUUAAGAUUGAUCCGAGCAAUUUCCAAAUUACUUUCCAGACGCUCAAAUUUAUCAAGAAUGGGAAGCUUGUUAUUAUUGGUGGUGAGAAGUCACUGUUGGUGAGCCACUUAUCAUCUUUCAUGUAUGUUGAAGCUGAGGAAGUUGUUGGAACUCCAUUCUAUGCUUUGUCUAUAGAUAAUAUGAUCCAGAGGACUGGGGCAUCCAUGUCUUCUUUGAAAUAUGCGCAAGAGAUUGUUCAGGAUGGUGACACAGACAAUUGGGGUCGUGUCAUGGAAGUGGUUGAGAACAAGAAUCGGGCCGGUUCAAGUUUUGAGCAGAGGCCGUUCAAGAAGGAAGUCAAGGCUAUGCAACAGAGUUUCCAUAAUGGAGGGUUUAUCCACAAGGAAUAA